GGAAGUGUCCGGGGAGCGAAUUCUUUGCGGCACUGACUGUAAUGUUAACCAGCGGUUAAUUUCGCGAAUCGAGCACCUACAUCAUGGAGCCAACUGCUUCUGGAAUGUUCUGUGGCAGGAUGCUCAGCAUGGUCAACUCUGAGGACGUGAACGCCAUCAUCCAAGCCCAGAGGCACAUGCUGGACCGCUUCGAGAAGACCAAUGAGAUGCUGCUGAACUUCAACGGCCUGUCCAAUGUGCGGCUCCAGCAGAUGAACGAGCACUUCCUGCACCACACACGCACGCUGGUGGAGAUGAAGAAGGACCUAGACAGCAUCUUCAGGAGAAUCAGGACACUGAAAGGCAAGCUGGCCAAGCAGUAUCCAGAUGUGUUCAGCAACGUCCACGAGUCUCCCAUCCUGGAGGACGACGACGACGAGUUUGACCCCGUCCCGCCCAGCACAGCCACCACCACCGCCACCUCUGAGCAGAGCACGGAGUCCUGCGACACCAGCCCUGACAUCAUCUCCCCCACGGUCAGCCGCUGCUCCGAGGAAUUCUCCCAGGAGCCACCGGACACUCCCACCUCAGAUGGCCUGGGCGGGGCGGUCUUGAGAGACGAGGGGCCGGAUUAGAUUCGGGAGGAGGGGCGUGCCGUGUGGAAUGCGACUGUUCCAUCUGGCUAAUAUACCAACCGGCUGUCUUUUUUCAUUUUAUUUUGCACUUGCCUUGCAAUGAUGUCAUCCGUCUAUGGAUGGUUUAAAGGCUAUGCAUGAAUCAUGCUUGUACAGGACUAACUGCUGAUGGAGAGAAUACUUGAAUUUUUCUUGUGGAUGAAGGUGACCCUCACAAGUGUUGUAGGACUGCUCUGCUGCUGGAGGUGUAAUAUUUGCUUUUAUGUGUGUGGAAGCCUUUUUAAAAUAACAAUUUACUAUGUUAUCAAUAACUAUUAUUACUCUUACAUGUUCCAUUGCAGUUGUUAAACAGAUAUGCAAUUCUUUACCCUUGUGGAGUUCUGCUUUUUCAAAGGUGAAGGUACUGGCAACCCCAAAAAGAACACUUUGCUAUUUGGUCAUCACUAAAAUGUCCUGUGUGGGAGCGGGAUCAUGGUUGGUCUCUUGUAUGUUUUUUCAAGAGUUUUGUGCGAUAUUUCUGUUAUUUAUUCUUACAUUUGUUGAUAAAAUAAAGAAGUGGCUCCCUUAGUACUAUGUCCCCAGAGACACUCAAGGUUUAAGACUAGUGUGUACUCUGUGACUGACCAGUGUUAUUUUACUAAUGUUUGCUUUUGU
This is a messenger RNA of Megalops cyprinoides (Indo-Pacific tarpon), 1268 nucleotides long. It is a transcript of the gene kxd1, whose product is annotated as KxDL motif containing 1. Bases 84 to 614 code for a protein of 176 amino acids. Gene Ontology annotation, cellular component: BORC complex. The record is from RefSeq and is a predicted model, not a curated record. The transcript is spliced from 5 exons. Gene Ontology annotation, biological process: lysosome localization. NCBI's taxonomy places the organism in Eukaryota, Metazoa, Chordata, Actinopteri, Elopiformes, Megalopidae.